Molecule: messenger RNA, 769 nt
Organism: Dicrocoelium dendriticum
Lineage: Eukaryota; Metazoa; Platyhelminthes; Trematoda; Plagiorchiida; Dicrocoeliidae
Source: the annotation of a GenBank genome assembly
CGCUAUUCGCAGUUUGUCUGUCCUUUCCUACUUAUUCGUGCAUCCCCUGCGAACUUGCGGCCGAUUCAUGCUUGGCCGACUUCCGGCCAUCGUUAUUGAUAAUGGAACUGGCUAUUCCAAAAUUGGGUACGCCGGGAAUUCCGAACCACAAACUAUCUUCCCCUCAUGCAUUGCUGUUAAAGAGUACAGCAAAGUGGGAGCGAGAGAAACACGACGUCUUGGCACCGGGUUGGACGAUCUCAAUUUCUACAUCGGGGAUGAUGCUUUGGCACUCGAUGGAAAGAACUCGUAUUCCGUCAAGUGGCCUAUACGACACGGAAUCAUCGAGGAUUGGGACUUGAUGCAGCGAUUUAUGGAGCAGGUGAUCUACAAGUACUUACGUGCAGAACCGGAAGAUCACUACUUUCUGAUGACAGAACCUCCUCUGAACACACCGGAGAAUCGUGAAUACACGGCGGAGAUAAUGUUUGAGACGUUCAACGUUCCGGGGCUGUACAUCGCAGUUCAAGCUGUGCUCGCAUUAGCUGCCUCGUGGUCCUCUCGACCGAAGGGAGAGCACACGUUGACAGGCACAGUGGUCGACUCGGGUGAUGGCGUCACCCACGUGAUCCCCGUUGUAGACGGAUACGUUGUCGGAUCUUGCAUCAAGCACAUCCCCAUAGCCGGCCGCGAUAUCACCACCUUCAUACAACAUCUCCUUCGGGAUCGCGAGACUAACAUACCGCCGGAAAUGAGUAUGGAAAUCGCGAAACAAAUUAAGGAGCGGUGA